Molecule: messenger RNA, 2840 nt
Organism: Ficedula albicollis (Collared flycatcher)
Lineage: Eukaryota; Metazoa; Chordata; Aves; Passeriformes; Muscicapidae
Gene: KLHL6
Product: kelch like family member 6
Exons: 7
Coding region: 13-1845 (610 amino acids)
Biological process (GO): B cell receptor signaling pathway; germinal center formation
Molecular function (GO): protein binding
Source: RefSeq, a predicted model, not a curated record
GCUGGCCACAGAAUGGGGGACACGCUGGAGAACAGCUCUGAGGAGCCCGAGAUGGCUCUGAACAAUGAGUGUUCGACGAAAAUGGGGGAGCUGGUGGAAGUCUCGAGCGGUGAGAAGGUGAAGUUUGACGACACAGGUCUCUCCCUGAUGCUCCAGAAUGGCCUGGAGAACCUUCGCCUGGAAAAUUCCCUCACGGAUGUCAUCCUGUGCGUGGACAGCAGGGAGUUCUCCUGUCACCGAGUGGUCCUUGCUGCAGCAAGCAAUUACUUCAGGGCCAUGUUCUGCAAUGAUUUAAGAGAGAAAUAUGAGGAGAAGAUCAUACUAAAAGGAGUUGAUGCAGAAACCAUGAAUAUACUCUUGGACUACACCUACACCAGCAAGAUGCUCAUCACAAAGCAAAAUGUACAGAAAGUCUUGGAAGCUGCCAGCCUCUUUCAGUUCCUGCGCAUGGUGGAUGCCUGUGCCAGCUUCCUCACCGAGGCGCUCCAGCCCGAGAACUGCGUCGGCAUCCUGAGGCUGGCUGAUGCCCACUCCCUGCACAGCCUCAAACAGCAGGUGCAGAACUACAUCAUCCAGAACUUCACCCAGGUGCUGAACUACGAGGAGUUCCUGGAGCUGCCGGCAGACAUCCUGUGCAGCACGCUGAAGAGCGAUGACCUUUAUGUCACGGAAGAGGCGCAGGUGUUCGAAACUGUCAUGAACUGGGUCCGCUACAAGGAGUCAGAAAGGCUUUCCCUCAUGCCCUACGUGCUGGAGAAUGUCCGGCUGCCCCUCUUGGACCCUUGGUAUUUUGUAGAGACUGUUGAAGCUGAUAAACUCAUUAGGCAGUGUCCAGAUGUCUUUCCUUUGCUCCAAGAAGCGAGAAUGUACCAUCUGUCAGGCAAUGAGAUCAUUACAGAAAGGACCAAGCCCAGGAUGCACGAGUUCCAGUCUGAGGUGUUUAUGAUCAUAGGGGGCUGUACAAAAGAUGAGAAGUUUGUAGCAGAAGUGACUUGCCUGGAUCCUUUGAGGCGAAGCCGUCUGGAAGUAGCAAAAUUACCAAUCACAGAGCAGGAGACGGAGAAUGAGAAUAAGAAAUGGGUGGAGUUUGCAUGCAUUACCCUAAAAAAUGAAGUCUACAUAUCAGGUGGCAAAGAGACAAAGCACGAUGUCUGGAAAUACAAUGCCUCCAUCAACAAAUGGAUACAGAUUGAGUAUCUCAAUAUUGGGCGCUGGAGACACAAAAUGGCAGUGUUGGGUGGCAAAGUCUAUGUCAUUGGGGGGUUUGAUGGCAUGCAGAGGAUCAACAGCAUGGAAGCAUAUGAUCCCUUUCAUAACUGCUGGUCAGAGGCUGCUCCCCUGAUGGUCAACGUGAGCUCCUUUGCAGCAGCCAGCUACAAGAAGAGGCUGUACGUGAUUGGGGGGGGCCCCAACGGGAAGCUGGCCACGGACAAGACUCAGUGCUACGACCCUGCCACCAACUCGUGGAGCCUCAGGGCCCCCAUGCCCGUGGAGGCCAAGUGCAUCAACGCUGCCAGCUUCAGGGACCACAUCUACGUGGUGGGUGGGGCGAUGAAAGCUCUGUACUCCUACAGCCCCCAGGAGGACACAUGGUGCCUGGUGACUCAGUUCAGCCACGAGAGAGCCAGCUGUGGCAUUUCUCCUUGCAACAACAAGCUGUUCAUCACCGGCGGCCGGGAUGAGAGGAACGAAGUCAUUGCGACAGUGCUCUGCUGGGACCCUGAAACCCAGAAGCUGACAGAGGAGUGUGUCCUGCCUCGGGGGGUGUCUCACCACGGCAGCGUUACCCUCAGGAAGUCCUACACGCCCGUCCGUAAGAUUGUGCCCGGGGCAGUUUCUGUGUGACAAAGGAACCCGGUGCCUCCUGGCACAGACUGCGCUGAGGAUGGGUUUGAGCUUCGGGAUGGAUGGAUGGAAACACCGCCACGGGUCCUCUGGGGGAUACUGUGUACAUGCCCAUCCUUGUGUUUCCUCUGUACAUUAUAUCCUUAAAUUAUCUUAAUUCCUUCCCUCCACAGAAAAACAAAGGGACAAGCUGUUGUUUACUCCUGCCAAUGGAAUAGCUCCAGUCAGGCAAAGAAAUGUAGGUGGGAAAUUUGCUUCCCAGCUAUAUCUGCCCUGGAAUGUGCUUGAAGUGGCUCAGUCUGGUCCCAGAGUUUGGUCAACUAUUUAUUGUUUUAAGUUGGAUUUGCAAUACCUACUAAUGAAAAAAAGAGAAGUUGCUUUUGGAAUUAAAUAUUUGUAACUUUGGUGGAACAUAAUGUUUUGUCUUCCAAAGCUGUGCUUUCCCCGCCCCAGUGUUUGGCACAUUCGAUUAAGUUUGAGCCAGUUUGUUUGUUUGAAGACACUUUGUUGGUUUUUCAGUUCUGCAUGACCAAAAAAAAAAAAAUCCAUUUCAGUUUGCAAACCUUGCUGUCGUUCCCAAGAAAAAGACUGCAGAGGCUACGAAUGUAAGUCAAUGCUGAUUUGUUUCCACUGAACAUUCACGGCGGCUGUUUUCUAAAUAAAACAGACCAAAAGGUAGUUUCCCUUUCCUCUGUUGAGUGUCGGGCUGUUGUGCCUGUUUUCCUCUGGCGGUGGCAGAGCAGCCGAGCCCGAUGCUCCAUCCCUGCCUCCAUCCCACUGGGUGGCAGUGCGCUCCCAGCCUUCUUCUCACGGGCUGUGCUUUCCCAGAACAGCCUGCUGGAGAGAAAAACAGUUCCAGGUACUGCUCCCAGCCUGGUUCCUGAGACUGUCACAUGCUGGACCACAAGGGGCAAAUGUUCACCAGGCCAGGCGGGCCCAAGUCUCGAGUCCCAGCAUCUGGGUCAGUUGUAGGGAAAGAAAAACAAACAUUGAAG